CCAAACCCUAAUUUCUCUUUUUGUAUUUGUUAUUUUUCCCCUGUCUUCUUCUUCUUUAUUCUUUUAGGCGAAUUUCUCAAUUGCGUUCAAGCAAAGCACCUCUUCUUCUUACCUCCCAAAUUUCGUGGAUUUUAUAUUUAUUCUUCUUCGAUUCUUCUCUUUCUUGUACCUUUCGGUGUGUAGAAUUCUCAAUCGGAUCUGCUCGACAUUUGAUUUAUAUAAGUCAUCAUGAUUCUGAGUCAAACGAUGGUUGCUGAAGCUGAGAUCAGGGUUCUUGACGUUAAGUGCCAUAUCUCCGCUCCCAAAGAUCAGAAUAAUUAUCAGAUCGACGAAGUUCGAGUUUCUGACUCUGUUCGUGCUGAGAUUUCCGGUUCUGCUGAAACGCCUCGAUUUGGAUCGGGCAUGAGUUGUGUGACUACUACUAUUGAAGAUUCAACUAGUGAGUUUAUCCCAGCUAUACGAUCUGGGAGCUUUGCUGACAUUCGAAGCCGAGAAACCAUGGAGGAUGAACACGUUUGCAUUGACGACUUGUCAGCUCAUCUUGGAUCCUUCAACUUCUCGUUACCAAGUGCUUUUUAUGGUGUGUUUGAUGGCCAUGGUGGGCCUGAGGCAGCAGUUUACAUGAAGGAGAACUUGACAAGAUUGUUUUUUCAAGAUGCUGCGUUUCCGGAGAUGCCCUCCAUUGUGGACGCUUUUUUCUUAGAAGAGCUGGAGAAUUCUCACCGAAAGGCUUUUGCUUUGGCUGAUCUUGCCAUGGCUGAUGAAAGCAUUGUCAGUGGUUCUUGUGGGACAACUGCUUUGACCGCUCUCAUAAUUGGACGACAUCUUUUGGUUGCUAAUGCUGGAGAUUGCCGCGCAGUGUUAUGUAGAAGAGGAGUUGCUGUUGAUAUGUCUUUCGAUCACAGAUCAACAUAUGAGCCAGAACGAAAGCGGAUUGAGGAUUUAGGAGGAUACUUUGAGGACGGAUACCUCAACGGGGUCCUUGCUGUCACCCGUGCCAUUGGGGAUUGGGAGCUGAAGAAUCCUUUCACUAAGUCCUCUUCACCACUGAUUUCAGACCCAGAGAUUCAACAGAUCAUUCUAACAGAGGACGACGAGUUCUUGAUUUUGGCAUGUGAUGGUAUAUGGGAUGUGUUGUCAAGCCAGAAUGCAGUGAGUAAUGUAAGGCAAGGAUUGAGGAGGCAUGGUGACCCGAGACAAUGUGCUAUGGAACUUGGAAAAGAAGCAGCGAGGCUCAACUCGUCAGAUAAUAUGACGGUGGUAGUCAUCUGCUUAUCCUCGAUCCCAUCUUCACCUAAACAACCGCAGAGGAGAAGAUUGAGAUUCUGUGUUUCUGAUGAAGCCCGGUCUCGGUUACAAGCAAUGCUUGGAGGAGAGUGAAAGCAGUGUUUAUGGCAGUAUAUACAGGGAGCGGUGUUACUGAUCUAAUGAUUAUUUCUCUAAUUUGAGAUUCAAUUGGAUAAAGAUAAAAUAAGAGACUUAGAGAGUGAUAGAGAGUUAAGGACAUGUCUGUAAUGUGGUUACUCAUUUUUGAUUGAUCUGUGUUUUUUGGUUGUUUCAGAGAGAGAGAGGGAGAUAGAGAGAAAAAGCAGCCUGAAGUUUUGGUAGGAUUAUUGAAAACUGAUUAUGAGGAUUUGAUUUUUGUUUUUUUUUGAGGAUUAGUGAUUUGUACCCAUUAUUGAUUGUUUUAAGGAUUUUUAAUUGAAGUAUCUGAAUCUAGAUUUUUGUCUGA
Messenger RNA from Camelina sativa (false flax), 1732 nucleotides. NCBI's taxonomy places the organism in Eukaryota, Viridiplantae, Streptophyta, Magnoliopsida, Brassicales, Brassicaceae. The record is from RefSeq and is a predicted model, not a curated record.